GCAGGUGCUUCUCGCUGCAGCCCGCGGAGCCCACGAGGCUGAGGUAUAUGUAGUCGUCUGUACCUGCGAACCAUUGGUUGCCAGUGGCCACGGUGACCGUGUAGGAGGGCAUGGUUGCAAACAGUGAGCGCCCGGGGCAGUGGAAUCAGGCAAAGCUGGUAACUUCCGCGCCCGACGGUACCUGGCGGGGCCACGUCGAUGGCUUCUGUUCACCGCGGGCUGCAGUCGCCUGUCCGGCCCCCUGGCCCCAACACCGCCUCUAACAAUAGCCCCGCCUCCUUUCCCCCACGUAUUACCCCACCCUGCGGUCCUGUGGCGCCCUGGUCUCUAACUGCUAGUCUCUGGCUGGAGAAGGAUCAUCCAUUUCUGCAGCUCAUCUCCACAUGAUCCUUGGUAAUAAUUGGUGAUGCUUGAUGAGAAUUAAAGCCAAUGUCAUCGGAACAUCCUGGGAUGUUCUUACUUUCAGAGAAGGAAUGACUGGCUGAGAUCCAGCAGGGACUUCAUGGUCAUCCUCAUGGAAGGAGCCUUGGUGUCCUGACACUUGGACCUCAUCAUUGACCAGUUGGAGGAGGAGACCAUCUACCUAGCCUGGAAAUCAUAUCCUGAAAUCACAUGAAACUGUGGGUGAAGAUUCUCCUGAUAGUCCCAGAACACCCUCUCCACCCAGGGACCAUGGGUAACCAGACAAUGGUAACAGAGUUUAUCCUGCAGGGCUUCUCAGAGCACCCAGAACACCACGUGCUCUUAUUCAGUUGUUUUCUCUCCCUCUACUCAGUGGCCCUCACAGGGAACGUCCUCAUCAUCUUGACCAUCACCUUCAACCCUGGGCUCCAUACCCCCAUGUACUUUUUCCUGUUCAACUUGGCUACUAUGGACAUUAUCUGUACCUCCUCCAUCAUGCCCAAGGCACUGGAGGGUCUGGUGUCAGAGAAGAGCUUCAUAUCCUACGGGGGCUGCAUGGCACAGCUCUAUUUCCUCACAUGGUCUGCAUCCUCAGAGCUGCUGCUCCUCACUGUCAUGGCCUAUGACCGGUAUGCAGCCAUCUGCCACCCACUGCAUUACAGCACCAAGAUGAGCAAGGCAUUCUGCAGCAUGCUGGCCACCGGAGUGUGGGUGCUCUGUGCCUUCAACUCAGCCCUCAACACAGGGCUGAUGCUGCGUUUGAAUUUCUGUGGCCCUAAUGUCAUUACCCAUUUCUUCUGUGAGGCUCCUCCUCUGCUGCUUCUCUCCUGCAGCUCCACCUAUGUGAACAGUGUCAUGAUUGUCCUGGCUGAUGCCUUUUAUGGCAUACUAAACUUCCUCAUGACCCUCGUGUCCUAUGGGUUCAUCAUUUCUAGCAUCCUGAAGAUGAGGACUUCAGAGGGGAAACAGAAAGCCUUCUCCACCUGCUCCUCCCACCUCAUUGUGGUGUGCAUGUAUUACACCGCUGUCUUCUAUGCCUACAUAAGCCCUGUCUCCAGCUACAGUGCAGAGAAGAGCAAGGUGGCUGGUGUGCUAUACACUAUGUUGAGUCCUACCCUCAACCCCCUCAUCUAUACUUUGAGAAACAAGGAGGUCAAAGCAGCUGUUGCCAAGUUCUUCCCCUUCUUCAGAAGUUAGUGUUGGUUUUCAGCAGUUCUUCUUCUUAGAGACUGCAGUUUUAGUGAAAUUGACCUUCCUGUGCUGGGUCUGAGGAGCAAGUUUUUGGAAUACAAGUAAGUAAGCCUGUCUCUUCCAUCCCAGUACAAUGUCUGCAUGGACAGGCUCGGGAUUCUGUUUUCUUUAUAUUACCUGAUGGACGACGGUGGUGGGUUUGAGCCCACAAACUUGUGAGGGGUCUCAAGGUCUGAUUCCAAGGUUCUAACUUACUGGGCUACAAAGCUUUCUAGUAGAAGUAAAAUGUUUUAGACUUACAGAGUAUGAAAAUCUUUUCCUUUUCUUUCAAAUGUACUAUGCUCAAAGUGUAAAUACUUAAAUCACACCUAGAAUUUAGGUGCAUGCAUCUAAGUGAGUUAGGCAAGAUGAUUGGAGUCCACAGCAUUUGGAGAACUGUCAGACUGAAAAAUUGCUUUAGGGUGACCACCUAUCUCUAAGAGGAUUUUUACUGUCUUACCUCAACUGCUUCCUUUGGAGACCCUUCAACUUUAUAUUGAAAAUUUGAUUCUGAUUGUAAUGUGAACUGUUGCUUCUCUUUUCCCUUUUCUUCUUACUGAGAUUUGAGGUAAAACAUUAUUUUAAGAUCAGAACUUUGCCUUGAAUGUAAACAUUCCACGUAUAACAACUGAUGUGUGUUUUACGCACCUAGAAAAAUUUUCCCCAAGAUUUCUCAACCCUUGACUUUGUUUUCAGACCUUGAGGAUAUGAUUACUUCAUUGGCCGGGAGUUGAGACAACUGGUAUGAUUCACUGGUAACAGGAACAUUGUAACAUUGUUUUCCUCAAAUUGUUUCUGAAUAAAGUGAGUGAACAAAUUCUUUGUGCCCUGUGCUAUU
Molecule: messenger RNA, 2470 nt
Organism: Sciurus carolinensis (gray squirrel)
Lineage: Eukaryota; Metazoa; Chordata; Mammalia; Rodentia; Sciuridae
Product: olfactory receptor 13A1-like
Exons: 3
Coding region: 613-1599 (328 amino acids)
Biological process (GO): G protein-coupled receptor signaling pathway
Cellular component (GO): membrane
Molecular function (GO): G protein-coupled receptor activity; olfactory receptor activity
Source: RefSeq, a predicted model, not a curated record